AGCUCGCUCUUUUUAUUGCCCCUACUAGGGUUUAGUUCAUCUCUUCCAUCUUCUUCCUUUGGGGCUUCGACACGGCUGCCUCCGCACUCCCUCUGUCCAGGUGUGUAUCGGAAGAGUUGAAGAAGCAAUGGAUUCUGCUGUUAUUACUUCUACCAUCCAGAAUGACGACAAGAUUCAUAGCGCUGUGAUGCUUUUCAACCGGUGGUCCUAUGACGACGUUCAAGUCAGUGACAUAUCCGUGCAGGAUUACAUUACUGCAACAGCAUCAAACCAUCCAACCUAUAUGCCUCACACUGCUGGCAGGUACCAAGCCAAGCGGUUUAGGAAGUCCCAGUGCCCCAUUGUGGAGAGGCUGACCAAUUCCCUUAUGAUGCAUGGGCGGAACAAUGGCAAAAAGUUGAUGGCUGUUCGCAUUGUUAAGCAUGCUAUGGAGAUCAUCCAUUUGUUGACUGAUCUGAAUCCCAUCCAAGUCAUCGUUGAUGCUGUUAUCAACAGUGGACCUAGGGAAGAUGCAACACGAAUCGGUUCUGCUGGUGUUGUGAGGCGUCAGGCUGUUGAUAUUUCUCCCCUUCGACGUGUUAACCAGGCAAUAUAUCUCCUUACAACUGGUGCCCGUGAGAGUGCUUUCAGGAACAUAAAGACCAUUGCUGAGUGCCUUGCUGAUGAGCUCAUUAAUGCUGCCAAGGGUUCUUCCAACAGCUACGCAAUUAAGAAGAAAGAUGAGAUAGAGAGGGUUGCAAAGGCCAACCGUUGAGAGUGGAUCUUUUAGUGGAUGGAGUGGAGCAGCUUCAUAUUAGGACAAUUCUACACGAUCUGAUCUCUCUUUUUUCUUCUCGUAGCUAUAGGAACUUCUCAACAAAGCAGUUAUGGUGGCGAUCUAUUUGCGGUUUUAUAAGAAUUAAUGUUUCCCCCUAUUCUAUGUUUUUCCCUAUGGAAUUAUUUUGGAUUCGCCAGAGAUAUUGAAUGGAUGAUUUCAUUGUCUUCUACUCCUUUAAAAUGGAAUAUUUAGGCUGAUCAGUUGCUUGUUGGUCGUUACAUGUUCAUAACACUGACUCUGAAUUGUCC
Messenger RNA from Ilex paraguariensis (yerba mate), 1065 nucleotides. The record is from the annotation of a GenBank genome assembly. Lineage: Eukaryota; Viridiplantae; Streptophyta; Magnoliopsida; Aquifoliales; Aquifoliaceae.